GGCGGAGGGGGCGGCGUGCCGGCGAGAAGAGCGGCCCGGCCGGGCCGUGGGUCCUGCCGUAGCCGGGGACACGGAGCAUCGGAUCCCAGUCCGUGGGCGGGGUCCCUGCCGGAAGCUGAGCGCCCCCUCCCGGGGACCGGCGGUCUGGUCGCGGGGAUCGCUGCUGGAGCCCGAUUGGUUGGAGAGCCAGCCUUAGGGACGCCCCUCCCCCGGGACCGGGGCCCCCAGCGGAGGACUCCCGCCUUCCCUGUCAUCCCAGGGUCCCUUCCUUAGUGGCUUAUGUCCCUGGUCCGGGGCCAUGGAGACAUUGUGGCCACCACGGCGGCGCCUCUGUCCGAAGAAGGGGAGGUGACCUCCGGCCUCCAGGCUCUGGCCGUGGGAGACACCGCAGGCCCUUCGGCUGCGGCCGGUAGAGCCGAGGAAGAGGGGGAAGGAGGCCGGGAGGAGGCCGAGCGCGAGGGGUCUGGGGUCGAGGAGGUGCCGGGAGAAGCCCCCGGCGCCGAGGGGGAGGAGCGUGCCCAGGCCGACUCCGAGGACUGGUGCGUGCCCUGCAGCGAUGAGGAGGUGGAGCUGCCCGCCGAUGGGCAGUCCUGGAGGCCGCCCCCCUCCGAAAUCCAGCGGCUCUAUGAACUCCUGGCCGCCCAAGGCACCCUGGAGCUGCAGGCGGAGAUCCUGCCCCGCCGGCCGCCCACUCCCGAGGCUCAGAGUGAAGAGGAGAGAUCCGACGAGGAGCCCGAGGCCCAAGAGGAGAAAGAGGAAAAGCCGCACAUGCCCACAGAAUUUGACUUCGAUGAUGAGCCGAUGACACCAAAGGACUCCCUGAUUGACCGGAGACGCACUCCAGGAAGCUCAGCCCGGAGCCAGAAACGGGAAGCCCGCCUGGACAAAGUCCUCUCAGACAUGAAGCGACACAAGAAGCUGGAGGAGCAGAUCCUUCGUACUGGCAGGGACCUGUUCAGCCUGGACUCAGGGGACCCCAGCCCCACCAGCCCCCCACUGCGGUCCUCAGGGAGUAGUCUCUUCCCCCGGCAGCGGAAAUACUGACUGUGCUGCCUUAGGCUGCAGCGUGUGUGCCUGCUGGGGCCUUGGCCUGCCUUCCCUAACCCUGGAUGCUGGGAAACGUGGAGAGAGGAGGGAAACUCCAAAGCCCCGACACAGCACCCUGCCAGUGAGGGGGCAUGUGUGUGUUUAUGUUUUCUAUUGAAUCUGUUUGGAGACCUGGCCUGAAAUUUCUGAAUCUAAAAUAAAAAAUACAAAGUCAUCCUCUUAGAAGAGGGGCUGCAGCUGGAGCCUAA
Messenger RNA from Myotis lucifugus (little brown bat), 1295 nucleotides. RefSeq names its product PAXIP1 associated glutamate rich protein 1 (gene PAGR1). The record is from RefSeq and is a predicted model, not a curated record. The transcript has 3 exons. NCBI's taxonomy places the organism in Eukaryota, Metazoa, Chordata, Mammalia, Chiroptera, Vespertilionidae. Bases 280 to 1044 code for a protein of 254 amino acids.